AUGGGAAAAAGUGUGCAAGUCGGUCAUGCUAUUCUCUGCUACUCUAACGUCUUCGGCCCGGAGGCGACACAGGAGGACGUGUACAAUACAACUGUUGGGGAGGUUUUGGACGCCGUCCUCGACGGAUUCAAUGGCGCAGUUUUCGCGUACGGCGUUACUGGCAGUGGCAAGACAUUCACGAUGAUGGGAAGUGGAGAGAACAAAGGUUUGAUCCCGCAAUCAUUCGGAGAGCUAUUUUAUAAACUGAAUGCUCGGCCGGGAGCGACCAUCUCGGUGUCCUUCCUCGAAAUCUACGGAAAGAAACUCGUGGAUCUCCUUAACACUGAUGCAAGAGCACUCUCGGCAAAGACGAAUACUACCACGAACUUGGAGAUAUGUGGCAACAGCACGAGAAUCCACGUUCGGGGCAUAACGGAAAUCGUCGUUAAAAACGAGACACAGGCCUUGGAGGUCCUCCAAGACGGAUGUAAGAUGCUGCACUUUCGUCAAACGGAGUGCAAUGAGUCAUCGAGUCGAUCACAUGCAGUGUUUACCAUCAAUUACACCAGUUGUGCCGGGCGUCGCUCUAAGCUGGUCUUGAUUGAUCUAGCAGGGAGUGAGAACGUCAAGAGGAGCAAGGUGAACAGAGACGGUGUGAAGGAGGCCGGAGAGAUCAACUCCAGUUUGUCUGUGCUGGGCCGUGUUGUUGAAGCCUUGAACAGUGGCAGCUCGCAUAUCCCUUACAGGGAGUCUCUAUUGACCCGUCUCCUCCAGGAUUCUCUGGGGGGCAGUUGCAAAACUUGUAUGAUAGCAACCAUUAAUCCCGAACGAAGGAAAGAAAGUGAAUACCGGCAGACUAUGAAUACACUACAGUUCGCGCAGCGCAUGAGCAAGGUCGUGAAUCGCCCAAAAGUUGUCGCCAUCGAUAACGUUGAUAAGCGGGGCAGCGGUUUCAACCGACGAGAAUUAGAGGAAACGAUGACUCGCACGAUGGAAGAGUUCAAAUCCGAGUUCAAAGGCUGGAGAGACAAUCUGGAAAAUCUCGUUGGACAGAACAACCGGACGUCUUUCGCCGAGCUAGAGGAAGUUAAGCGUGUCCACAGGGAAAACAUCGGAGCGAAAGAGCAGCAUAUCGAGGACGUGCAACUUGAGGCUGCUAGAGAUGAAAUUGAGCGGCUCCGCGCGGCAGUGUCGGACCGUUCACGAGAGGCAGAACGUUAUAUAGAGGAAACUAAUGAGAAACACCGCAGGGAAACUAGAAAGCUGAAUGAGGAACUGGUAUCUGCUGCUGCCGCCGCAGCCUGCAACCAACAGACCGCUGCUAGACUAGAAGCCGAGCUGAUAGAGAUGAAGAGACAAGUUCCUCGCACUCAUGGGUUGACAUCACAACUGGAAGUCCAAGGUGCUGAGAUUCAGCGUUUACGUGCAGCACUGGAAAGCGUGACCAGAGAGAGGGAUGAAGCGAUGGGGAAGAUGAACAUCGUUUCCAACGACGUCGGUACGGUGGCGAAAAGAGAUGAGAACGCCAAAGUGAGUAAUUUUAAAAAAUAA
Molecule: messenger RNA, 1530 nt
Organism: Perkinsus marinus ATCC 50983
Lineage: Eukaryota; Perkinsozoa; Perkinsida; Perkinsidae
Product: kinesin, putative
Exons: 10
Coding region: 1-1530 (509 amino acids)
Biological process (GO): microtubule-based movement
Cellular component (GO): microtubule; kinesin complex
Molecular function (GO): microtubule binding; microtubule motor activity; ATP hydrolysis activity
Source: RefSeq, a predicted model, not a curated record